Dreissena polymorpha is the source of this 2040-nucleotide messenger RNA. RefSeq lists its product as uncharacterized. The record is from RefSeq and is a predicted model, not a curated record. The transcript has 2 exons. NCBI's taxonomy places the organism in Eukaryota, Metazoa, Mollusca, Bivalvia, Myida, Dreissenidae. Bases 1 to 2040 code for a protein of 679 amino acids.
AUGGUGACGCUGGAGAGACAGAUUGCGCCAGGAACAGACUGGAACAGGGGCACUAGGGGUAGCAUCCCGAACUGCAGUCCUCGAGAGGGGACACCCAACGAACAGCUACAGACUCCACAAAUGAAAGACACCCCCGAGAGUCUACCGAGAGGGGGGGAGGAUGAUAGACUCACAUGGACGGAUUUUUUGGAAUCGACACGGCCUUCCCAACCGACUACGAAUAGAGAUGGAUCGGUCACUUGUAAUUGCGGAAAGGUGUGCAAAAACCAACGCGGUCUACGCAUUCACCAAGGGAAGUCUGAUUGUCAACGUGUGAGAUCACAAGGGCAGCGCAUAGCCAGUUUGGCUAGUAAGACGCAGGAGUACUCCAGUCUGGAUUCAACCCACAGUACUGAAGAACUCUAUGUUCAGGAGACCUCACAGGAUGUCUUUCGAAAUCCUGAGGAGGAUGAUGACCCCCUUUUAGAGCUCUUACAGACUCAAAGCAGCCCGGAAGCAAGCAAAGUGACUGAUCCGGAUAGACCACAGCAAGACACUGCCACUAGAACCAGGAGACCAAGGAUUAAGUGGCCCAAGGCUUCAGACAAGACAUCAUGGACCCAACUGGACGAGGACCUAGAGAACAUCCUCGAAGCAUCCAUGCAAGGACCAGUAGACCGGAAGCUGACCACCCUCACAACCUUGAUAUAUUCAGUAGGAAAGGAGAGGUUUGGACUAGAAGAGGAACCUCAGAGACCAAACAGGCGGCAAGUUCGUAUCCAGAACUUUAGACGUGAACUCAAGCAGCUGAAACGAAGGUACUGUGCUAGUUCACCCACAGAGAGGAUUGGACUUGCACAGCUUAGAGAUACAGUUCGGACACAGCUGACAUCAUUACGGAAAGCAGAAAACAGCAGAAGAAAGACACGGAAACAGGCAAAGAAGAGGGCGGCUUUCACAGCCAACCCAUACAAGUUCGCAAGAUCCCUCCUCGACAAAGAAAGGUCAGGAAAGUUGGAAACUUCACUAGAGGAAAUAGAGAACUUCCUUCAUGUGACCCAUUCUGACCCCAAUCGAGAGGACGUGCUAGGGGACUGUGACAGAAUAGAUCCAGCGGAGGAACAGCUGAAUGCGGCGGAACCUACGCCUGGCGAGGUGAAAGAAGCUCGUUUAUGGAGGCUCCUCAAAGUAGUCUGGAGGAAGGGGGAUGUACCAGAGGCUUGGAAGGAGGCCGAGGGGAUAUUUACACCGAAGGAACGCAAUUCCAAGACGGUCAACCAGUUCCGAACGAUCUCGUUGCUCAACGUUGAGGGAAAAAUAUUCUUUGCCAUCCUUGCAAGAAGACUCACAUCUUUCCUGGCAGGCAACGCAUACAUCAACACCUCGGUCCAGAAGGGAGGAGUUCCCGGUUUCUCCGGCUGCAUAGAGCACACCAGUGCUACCACACAGCUAAUAAGUGAGGCAAAGAAAGGGAGGAAGGAUCUCACUGUAGUUUGGCUCGAUUUGGCCAACGCAUACUGGUCCAUUCCACACCAGCUCAUCUAUACAGCCCUACGACACUACCAUGUGGACGGCCACAUUCAGAAAAUCAUCACCAGUUACCUGGAUGGAAUCAAGCUCCGGUUUACUGUUGGUGACCAGCUAACCAGAUGGCAGAAGUUGGAGAAGGGAAUCGUUACCGGCUGCACAGUUUCCGUGGUGCUCUUCAUCAUGGGGAUGAACCUGCUGAUAAAUGCUGUCCAACGUGAGACACGUGGACCAAAGACAGAGUCAGGAAUCUAUCUCCCAUCUAGCAGAGGCUUCAUGGAUGACCUCACAUUGACGACAACGACACACGUCCAAGCUAGAUGGAUGUUGACAGCCCUUACGGAUGUCGCUUCAUGGGGAAGAAUGAAGUUCAAAGCAGCAAAAUCCAGAUCUCUUGUCAUAAAGAAAGGACAGACAACAGAGAGGUUCAAACUCUACGUACAGAACGAAGAGAUUCCUUCCAUAGUGACAAGUCCAAUAAAAUGCCUGGGCAAGUUUGAUGCAAGCAAGAUCGCGACAAUGUCAAGAACGUAA